Miscanthus lutarioriparius is the source of this 2973-nucleotide messenger RNA. The record is from the annotation of a GenBank genome assembly. Lineage: Eukaryota; Viridiplantae; Streptophyta; Magnoliopsida; Poales; Poaceae.
AUGCCAGGGGACCACAGCUCCAAGGUCGACAUCUCCUUCGCCGGCCGCUUCACCGCCAGCGCCAUCGCAGCAUGCUUCGCAGAGAUAUGCACCAUCCCGCUCGACACCGCCAAGGUCAGGCUCCAGCUUCAGAAGAACGUCGUCGCCGCUGCCGCCGGGGACGCCGCGCCAGCGCUCCCCAAGUACCGCGGCCUGCUCGGAACCGCCGCCACCAUCGCUAGGGAGGAAGGGGCCGCAGCGCUAUGGAAGGGAAUCGUCCCGGGCCUCCAUCGACAGUGCAUCUACGGGGGCCUCCGCAUUGGCCUCUACGAGCCUGUCAAAUCCUUCUACGUCGGCAAAGACCAUGUUGGAGAUGUCCCUUUGUCCAAGAAGAUAGCCGCCGGCUUCACAACUGGUGCCAUUGCUAUCAGCAUCGCCAACCCCACUGACCUUGUCAAGGUCAGGCUCCAGGCUGAGGGCAAGCUUGCGCCUGGUGUGCCACGCCGCUACACUGGCGCAAUGGAUGCUUAUUCCAAGAUUGCUAGACAGGAAGGGAUUGCCGCUCUGUGGACUGGCCUAGGACCAAAUGUAGCGCGGAAUGCUAUCAUCAAUGCUGCUGAGUUGGCCAGUUAUGAUCAAGUCAAGCAGACAAUUUUGAAACUCCCUGGGUUCAAAGAUGAUGUGAUCACCCACCUCUUUGCUGGUCUUGGUGCUGGCUUCUUUGCUGUUUGUGUUGGUUCCCCAGUUGAUGUGGUUAAGUCGAGAAUGAUGGGUGACUCAGCCUACAAAAGCACUCUCGAUUGUUUUGUGAAGACACUUAAGAAUGAUAAAAUAUACAGAUAUGACCUUCCACUGAACACAUCUAAUAGUUGCAGGCCCUUUGGCAUUUUACAAAGGCUUCCUGCCAAACUUUGCAAGACUGGGAUCUUGGAAUGUGAUUAUGUUCUUGACAUUAGAGCAGGUUCAAAAGCUGUUUGUGAGGAAACCGGCAAGCUGAAGAUAGAGCUGUUUUUACUGAAGAAGCAAGCAGCUGCUGCUAUGGUGCUACGCACAAGGAGAAGCAGAGCAUACAACAACAAACACAGCACUGUGCAGUGUGGCCUCGUGAUUUGGAGAAGGAAGCAGUACUCCAAUUCAGAUGUUGCUCCUGAUCUUCAUCUUGCCGAAGAGCGAGUGCCUCCCCUCGGCGACGACCUGCCCCGUGGCGGCGUUGGCGACGAGGACGUGCGUGCCAGAGUAGGCGCCCUUGUGUCCGAGCGCCCUGGCGGUGAUGCGGAGGGCGUCCCCGGGCGCGGCGGCGGCGAGGUCGACGGACAUGUCGACGGAGACCUUGAGGUGGUGGCCGUCGGACACGGAGGCGGCGGAGCUGAUCUCGUCCACCAGAGCCACAACGGCGCCGGGGGCUAUGUGAUUGUCGCCGGCUGUGAGGCGUGCGGGGACCGUGAAGGAGCAGAGGAUGUGGCCCGGGCGGAUGCUCUCCACGCGGAUCCCCUGCAGCGCGAACCCCUCGAAGAAGCUGGGGCUGGGCUCCCCCCGCGCGACGGUGGCAGCGGCAGCAACAGCAGCUCGUCGGUUCAGCGCGUCCACCAGCGCGCCAUCCUCAUCGCUCACCCUUACCUGCAGCAACGCCUUCAGGUCAUGGUUAUCAGAAGCCGCCAUGGCUCCCCCUUUGCUUGCAGUCAGCAGUUUGCCUAUCCCUUCUUCCCCUUGGUUGGGAACUUGGGAGCCCCUAAAAAAUGGGGUGGGGAGGAGCCGGAGCAGGACAAGGGAGAAGAAGGGGUGGGCCCACAUGUCAGCUGCCGCAACUGCAAAGUGAUCAAUGUAUUAAUAAUUCCAUUCCGUUCCAUUCGCAGUGAUGAGGUGGGGUUCUUGCACCCAACACAAUUCUGCUCACUAGAAGAUGACGAUUCCAAUUCCCAACAUCCGGAGCCUCACCACACAAGGUACUUGUGGUGCAGAGACCACAAGCUCGCCAUCUCCGCCGAGAUCCUGCCCAGGCUCUACCGCGCUGCCCAGGAUGCCUACUGCAACGCAAGGGAUGCCCCGCUAUCCCCUACUCAUCUCAUGAGGCACACCAAGGCACUACUCAUACUUUGUCCUGACCUACUUACCGCAUGGAACUCCAGGAAGAUGGUGCUGUCAGCAGAGUAUGAUUUCACGAAGCUCAAGGAUGAGCUGCAAUUGUGUGCCUUGAUCCUUUCCUACUCGCCAAAGAACGAGAGCACAUGGAGCCAUAGGAGGUGGGUGAUAAAACAAGUUGCAGAGCAACAUCAAGAUAUGUCGGAGAUUAUAGAGAAUGAAUCAAUACUAGUCAAAGAGAUAGCAGAGAAAUCGAAAAUGAACUACCGUGCGUGGAGGCAUCGAUGCUGGCUUAUUCCUUACAUGACACGGAAACAGGUGCUGGAUGAACUGAAGAAGUCAACAAGAUGGAGUGAGCUACAUGUUGCUGACAAUUGCUGCUUUCACUACCGAAGGUCCCUUCUUCUUGCGCUACUAGAAAGUCGCCUGGGGAAUGGAGAGGAUUCCCUUAGUUGGGAGUCAGAAACUUACCUUCUAUGGAAGGAGGAGCUGAGGUGGGAUGAGAUGCUGAUCAGACGCUACCAAGGGAGAGAGUCGUUGUGGAACCAUCGCCGGUUCCUUUCACAGUGGUGGAUACAGCACUUGCUCACUGUUGAAGAAACCUGCCUCUCAACGAUGUCCCAGGUGGAUCUAUUUGUGACCCAGGAGAUAUACCUGCUGUCAGAGUGCCUGAAUGACCCUGAGGAUGAGUUUGAUGAGUCACGCGUCCAAGCAGAGCUUUCAGCAGUCUACAUCCUCUGGAUAUCAAAGGCAAUCACUACCCCUUUGGCCCUUUUACCCACAAGUCCCAGCAUUGAAAAGGAAGCUGGAAGAGAGGCUGCAUUCCAUUUCCAUGGGGAGGCUGCAGGACGUGAUGGAAAGAGCCUGCAGGCCGGAGAAGAGGCGGUUGUGGAUGAAUCUGCUGGGCUUGGCUGA